Saccoglossus kowalevskii is the source of this 2757-nucleotide messenger RNA. RefSeq names its product armadillo repeat-containing protein 3-like. NCBI's taxonomy places the organism in Eukaryota, Metazoa, Hemichordata, Enteropneusta, Harrimaniidae. Gene Ontology annotation, molecular function: protein binding. The record is from RefSeq and is a predicted model, not a curated record.
UUCGGAAUCGGAAGUUCGCUGGAAGUGUGUUCGCUAAGACUUCUGAUGAAUUGGCCACCGAAAUAGUAUCCAAGGUGCACAAUAGUGAUAACACGUUUUUAAACACUGAAUUUAGGCAUCUAUCACAAUGGGCAAGAAAACCAAGAAGGACAGUGAGCCACCCCCAAAGGAUAUUUUUGAUCCUCUGUCGGUGGAAAGCAAACAAGCUGCCACUGUUGUGUUGAUGUUAGACAGCCCUGAGGAAGAAGUUCAACUGAAAGCAUGUGAAGCACUUUAUAAGUUUGCUGAAAAAUGUGAAGAUAAUAAAGUAUUGUUAUUAGAACUUGGUGCAAUGCCACCUUUACUGAAACUAAUCUGUGCUGAGGAUAAGAUAGUUAGAAGGAAUGCUACAAUGUCUCUGGGUGUUAUGGCUGUGCAUCCUGAAGUGAGAAAAGCAUUAAGGAAAACAGAUUUUAUUUCACAAAUUAUAAAAUUAUUGGCACCAGAAGAGGAUACCUUAGUACACGAGUUUUCCAGUCUGUGUCUAGCUGCAAUGGCUAAUGAGUUCACAAGUAAAGUACAGAUAUUUGAACAUGAUGGUAUUGAACCAUUGAUAAGACUAUUGAGUGACCCAGAUCCAGAUGUACAGAAGAACUCGGUGGAAGCAAUAUGUCUGAUGUUACAAGACUUCCAGACAAAGGCUGCUAUCAGGGAAUUAGGUGGACUACAGCCUCUAUUGGAUCUGUUAAAAUCGGAGUACCCCAUGAUCCAAGAGCUUGCCCUUGUGAGUUUGGCAAGAGCUACAGAGGAUGUAGAAAACAGGGGGGAACUUAGAGAAUUGGGAGGUCUAGAAAGACUGGUAGAAUUCAUUGGAAAUCAGGAAUGGACUGAUCUCCAUGUACAUGCUCUCUUAGUCAUGUCCAACUGUUUGGAAGAUACUGAAAGCAUGGAGUUAAUACAGAGCACUGGAGGCCUCUCAAAACUUUUACAAUUCUGUAUAGAUUCUACAUUGCCCGACGUACAACAGAACGCUGCCAAAGCAAUUGCUAAGGCUGCUAGGAACUCUGAAAAUCGUAAAAUAUUUCAUGAGCAAGAAGCAGAAAAAACUUUGAUUCAGUUGUUAGAAACUGAUAAUGCGCUGGUCCAAGCAGCUGCCUGUCAGGCAUUGGCCAUCAUGUCAGAAAAUAUACUCUCCAAGUCUACCAUUGGUGAGCAAGACGGUAUUGGUCCACUGAUCAAACUACUGAACAGUGAUCAGGCUAAUGUGAGGGAAGCAGCAUCACUUGCUUUGGCAAAUCUCACCACUUCCAGUUCAAAUAACUGCAGCGAUGUUGUUGAUCAGAAAGGAGUAGAACCACUGAUCGGUCUGCUGGGGGAUAGUAAAGAAGGUGCCCAGGCCAAUGCUGCUGUAGUACUAACCAACAUGGCAACUGACGAGAUAAUGCGAACAGAUAUCGUUAGUAAAGGAAUUGUAUCAGCACUAACAUCACCUCUACUCUCAAGCAACACGGUUGUUCAGAGUAAAGCUGCUUUAGCUGUGGCAGCAUUUGUAUGUGAUGCAGACUCCAGGACAGAGUUUCGGAAUUCAGGAGGAUUGCCAGCUUUAUGCAAGUUGUUGAGUUCAGGCAAUGAUGAAGUAAGGAGGGGUGCAUCAUGGGCUAUUGUGGUUUGUGCUACAGAUACGCCAAGUGCUAUGGAAGUCUGUAAAAUGGGUGGCUUAGAAGUAUUACAAGAAAUAGACCAGUCCACUACAAGGCAAAAUCAGUUUAGUAAAGCUGCUUUGGAUCGAUUGUUAGAUAGUAAUUUACCUGCUAAGUAUGCCUUGACGGGCAAACUUACAGCAACUGAUAUUAUACAAGAUGGAUUCUAUGAUGCAGGACAGGCCAAAUUUUACAGUUCAAUGUAUGUGUAUGAAGAUGAAAAUGGGGAGCGGCUAAAACCAACUGGUAAGUUUCUGACUUUGGAAGAAUACAGCAAACAGGAAGUGGAUUCCCGAAGACCGGUAUUGCUUGUGAACACCAAGGAGCCGGAAAGUAAAAGCAGUUCCCCAGUGCCCACCCCUUCAGAAGCUGAAUUGAAAACAGAUUCAAAAUCUUCCGUAAGCGUGAAAAGUUCCAAGGCUAAUGUGAGGAGAAAAGAGAGUAAAAAAGAAAGAGAAGAGAGGGAAGAAAGGGAAAGGGUGGAGGCAGAGAGACUGGCGGAGAUGCAAAAACAACAAGCAGAGCAACCGCCACCGUGGCACCCACCAGCUGAUACAGCAUUGGAAAAUUACAUCACUGAAGUCAUGACGCACAUUGCACCACUACCGACAACACGAGAACAAGUGACUGCUAUGGCACAAUUUGUGAGUGGGAACAUGGGAGGACCUAUUGAGAGAGGACAGUUGUCUAGUUUCAGUUAUGAGCUGCCUAUUAGUCAAAUCAAGUAUGACUUGCAGUGUAAUGUAUUACCGCUUGGUAAAAUAGUCACUGGUAUACACUACCACAGAGCUCUACUCUUCAAGGUGUUGUGUGAUCGCAUUGCAGUGGGUUGUACAUUGGUUAGAGGAGAGUACGGCAGAGCCUGGAAUGAAAUCAUGUUGACUGACGAUGAAGCGCCCGGUGCACCUAAAUUUCCUCCCAAGGAGUACAUAGUAGACUUGGUUCAUGAUCCUGGCCGACUAAUGAGAUCUGACUGUGCCGAUGCUGUAAAUUAUCAAAAACUUUAAAAUUUUGAAUAAUUUCAAAUAAAUAAAUCAUGCAAGAACUGGAAGUUUCAGUUCUUAAUCACUAUGAAAAA